Molecule: messenger RNA, 1243 nt
Organism: Liolophura sinensis
Lineage: Eukaryota; Metazoa; Mollusca; Polyplacophora; Chitonida; Chitonidae
Product: pancreatic lipase-related protein 2-like
Exons: 7
Coding region: 42-1121 (359 amino acids)
Biological process (GO): lipid catabolic process
Molecular function (GO): triacylglycerol lipase activity
Source: RefSeq, a predicted model, not a curated record
GAGAAGAUCGUAGGCGGCAGCCAGCUAGCAAAACUGUUGCAAUGGCGCUCUCCACAGCAGUGUAUUUCACUGCCACUUUUCUGAAUUUAGGAUUAAUUUAUGCUCUGUUCUCAGGGAAAAACAACGUGUGCUAUGACAAUUUAGGCUGCUUUGACACAUCUUCUCCAUUUGACAACGCCUGGAAAUAUUUGCCGCAAUCUCCGGAAAGUGUUAACGUCAACUUUAAACUGUACACCCGGAACGACCCGGAAACCGGAAAGGUUCUUAACGAGAACGAUCCGGACACGGUCACCACCGCAGACUUUGACGCGGAAAAAGAUAUCAAGUUUCUCAUCCAUGGCUACGUGGAUCAUGGUAACGCUCCAUGGGUAUUGAACAUGUCACGGAUGUUCCUCCAGAAGGAGGACUGUAAUGUGGUGGCCGUGGACUGGCAUGAAGGCGCCCAUACAUUUUAUCCCCAGGCCGUGGCCAACACACGCCUUACAGCAGCCGUUACCGCCAAGCUGAUCAAGCUGCUCCACACCCAGUUCGGUCUUGACCUUCAAUCAGUCCACCUGAUUGGUCACAGUUUGGGAUCACACAUUGCUGGUUAUAUUGGGCACCGCACGCCUGGAAUUGGACGAAUAACGGGCCUUGAUCCCGCUGGCCCUCUGUUUGAGGAAACGGACAAGGCUGUCAGACUAGAUCCCUCCGACGCCAUCUUUGUUGAUGUCAUACACUCCGAUGGAAUUCCGGUCAUUGAUCUCGGAUUUGGCACGCAACAAGAGCUGGGUCACCUUGAUUUCUACCCUAAUGGCGGAACCCAGCAGCCCGGCUGCCCCAGCCACCCCUAUAUCACGGGCAUCAAGGAUGUCUUCACGCUACACUUCAAGGACGUCGUCCACACUGUAGACUGCAGUCACAACAGAGCCAUUUACCUUUUCACGGAAUCUAUCGUAAACUCCUGUCGGUUUCUUGGGCACCCUUGUUCCACCAAAGAGAAGUUUGACCAGGGCGCCUGUGCCAACUGUGGACCGACCGGAUGUCCACCGAUGGGUUACCCAGCUAAAGCGAACCAGGCCCCGUCAGGCAGAUACUAUCUGAAAACAGGACCCCACGAGCCAUUCUGCCAGUCCGUGUAAUCCCCUAGAGAGAGCCAGAACAAACGUCCAGGACAUGGUUAUUGCAAUCCCAUUGCGUAAAUAUCAUAAAUAUUCCAAAAACAAUUCUAAAGGCCUUCAAUCCUUCAGAAACGCUCUCCGAU